Molecule: messenger RNA, 3148 nt
Organism: Lolium rigidum
Lineage: Eukaryota; Viridiplantae; Streptophyta; Magnoliopsida; Poales; Poaceae
Product: protein FAR1-RELATED SEQUENCE 5-like
Exons: 6
Coding region: 128-2266 (712 amino acids)
Biological process (GO): regulation of DNA-templated transcription
Molecular function (GO): zinc ion binding; sequence-specific DNA binding
Source: RefSeq, a predicted model, not a curated record
CCCUCUCCCCACUCCGCUCAUCCCCUUGGCGCUCCAAACCCUAGCUCCAAUCCGCACAAAACCUCCAAAAUUCCCACAAAUUUUCGUCCCAGACCCCUCGCGGUUGCUCCCUAAGGGUGGUGAUGCUAUGAUGCACAUGCUGGUGGCCUCGGAUGGGGGCGGGGGAGAGAUGCAUCCGUACGCGGCCGUGCCGGCGGAGCAGGAGCUGGAGCUCCACCGCGACAACGCCGACGACAGCCUCGACGGCCACGUCCGGUGCCUGCGGUGUGGUAUAUCCGGUAACGCGACGCCCCAUAUGCGGCGUGGUCCCGAUGGCCCAAGAACUCUUUGCAACGCAUGCGGCAUUGCUUACAGGAAGGGGAAAAUGAGAAGAAUGAUAGAAGCUGAACCACCUAUAGAUGAGGCUUCGCUUGCUAAGCUGGUUCCUGAGGUGGACAUGGAAUUUGAUAGCGAGGAAAAAUCAUAUGAAUUCUACAACAAAUAUGCUGGGCAUAUUGGUUUUAGUGUUCGAAAAAGCACAUCACAUAAAUCUUCUGAAAAUAUUACCAAAGUAAGGACAUUUGUGUGCUCAAGAGAGGGUUACAACAGGGAUAAGAAGUCAUUGGAAGCCAAGAAGCCAAGGUUAGAUACAAGAAUCGGCUGUCCAGCACGGUUGAUUAUUAAAGUAACACCAGAGUGUAAAUAUAGAGUCACUGAUUUUAAAGCAGAGCACAAUCAUCAGCUGGCCCCUCCUUCGACGAUGCAUAUGCUAAGGUCACAGAGGAUAUUGACUGAACUUCAGUCUGGGGAAACAGAACUGUCAGAUGAUUCUGUAGUGACACCAACUACAAAAGCGACUGGUGAUCUUGUUGUGAGACAAGUUGGUUUCCUUCGAAAUAUUUCUCUCCUCCCAGCAGAUUACAAGAACUAUCUCCAUUCAAAGCGCAUGAAGGCGAUGCAACCUGGCGAUGGUGGGGCCAUAUUGAAAUAUUUGCAGACUAUGCAAAUGGAUAACCCCUCGUUCUUUUAUACCAUGCAGAUUGAUGAGGAUGACAAGCUAACCAACUUCUUUUGGGCAGAUCCAAAAUCUAGAGAUGACUUCAACUACUUCAGCGAUGUGCUCUGUCUAGACACAACAUACAAGAUAAAUGGAUAUGGCAGGCCAUUGGCAUUAUUCCUUGGCGUGAAUCAUCACAGGCAAACAAUUAUUUUUGGUGCAGCUUUGCUUUAUGAUGAAUCAUUUGAGUCGUUUAAGUGGCUGUUUGAGAGUUUUAAGAUCGCCAUGCAUGGGAAACAGCCAGCGGUAGCUUUAAUAGAUCAAUCUAUUCAGUUGAGUAGUGCAAUGGCUGCAGCCUGGCCAAAUACUACUCAGCAAGUUUGUGCUUGGCAGGUAUAUCAGAAUUCUGUAAAGCACCUGAAUCAAGUUUUCCAAGGUUCAAAGACAUUUGCAAAGGAUUUUAGCAAAUGUGUCUUCGGCUAUGAGGAAGAGGAAGAAUUUGUGUUUGCAUGGAGAAGUAUGCUAGAGAAGCAUGAUCUUAGGCAUAAUGAGUGGCUGGCUAAACUAUUUGACGAGAGGGGAAGAUGGGCAUUGGCAUAUGAUAGACAUAUAUUUUGUGCUGACAUAAUAAGCUCACUUCAAGCUGAGAGUUUCAGCAGUGUUUUGAAGAAAUUCUUGAGCCCUCAACUAGAUCUGCUCUCCUUCUUCAAACACUAUGAAAGAGCAGUAGAUGAACAUCGUUACGCUGAGCUCCAAGCUGAUUUCCAAGCUAGCCAAAGUUAUCCAAGAAUACCCCCAGCCAAGAUGUUAAAGCAAACAUCCCAUACAUAUACACCAGUGGUGUUUGAGAUCUUUCGAAAAGAGUUUGAACUGUUCAUGGACUCUGUGUUAUUCAGUUGUGGAGAGAAUGGGACAACCUCUGAGUACAAAGUCGCUCCCUCUGAGAAACCCAAGGAACACUAUGUUAGAUUUGACUCAAGCGAUAACUCUUGUAUGUGCACUUGUAGGAAGUUUGAGCAUAUGGGUAUUCCAUGUUGUCACAUGUUGAAGGUGUUUGAUUACAGAAAUAUCAAAGAGUUGCCUCAGAGAUACAUGUUGAAGCGAUGGAGAAGGACUGCCAAGUCUACAGAUGAAGACCACCAAGGCCAUGCAGCAAAUGACAACAGGUUGUCAUUAAACGUCUCUGUACCUUCUGCAAAUAACCACCAUGGACUCCAAAGCAUCAAUGCAAGGAUUCAAGACACAUCUCUUUCUAGUAUGCAUGAGAACCCAUUUCAUAGAAGCUCAUAAUGAAGGUCGCUUCACUCUGAAGAUUUAUGCUUCCACCAUGUGUACCUUUUUUUUGGAGUAAACUGUGGGCCACCAUGUGUACCUUGACAGACGUCAUAAUAUUGACGGUUGAAGCAGUGAAUAGGGCAGGUGGGACCAUGGGAGCCCCGGGAAUAAGUUUCAGAACUUGUAAAUUAUGCAGCCAUAGGAAAUUUGAGCUGUUGAGGCGCCCAUUUUAGCAUAGUCUAGAUGCUGAUACAACUCCGUGCUUGUAUUGCACUGGAAAUGAUUCAGAUUUUUUUUUGUAUUCAUCCAAACCCAUUCGUUCCAAGUGAAAGAAAAUCAAUUUACCAACCAAGCUUACUGCGUGCCCCAGAAAGGUGCAUAAACAGAGACUGUUUCUGUGCCUGUACAGCUGAAACUUGUGCAGACAUCCUGACCAUUCUGUGGACAGCAAGUAGACCCACUCAUGAUGACGGAAGGGCUUCAGUUAGAUUCAGAUCUGCUGUUUCACCCUGCGGGUGAGCUGAACAGCUCAUGCAUUGAAACGUUUGAAGCAAGACAAACCAGCUUGGCGGUCGAUCUCAGACGGAGGGAGCUGGCGUUGACGGCUUGACGCUCCAGUGCUAGUCAGGUAGUGUACCAUCUUGUUUCACCCCUCGUGAUCUCCUGUCUAUACGCAGAACUGCAUAAUGCAAUCAAGCUCAAGCAUGAUACCGUCUUUAAUCACAUUAUUAUGGGUGUUAGUUUGAAACGCGUUAUCUUUGUUGGGGAAUGGCGCGUGUCUUCUUGGAGUACUGAUGGAGAUUAUUUCUUGUUCUUGUUUCUUCCAUUUGUGCAACAAUUAUGUGCUGCAGGACUGUCAUUUAAUCGGGAUGAAGAACCACCCCAUCGUUUAUAUUA